AUGGCUGCUUCCUUGGCCUCUCUUUCCUCCUCUGCUAAAGCCGGAGCACCACGGCGGCCACCGUUCAACCACCAACCAAGCCACCGUCUUCCUCCUCCACGACUCAUACCUCUCCCUCCCAAGAUUUUGUUUUCUCAAAUUAGAAACCAUAUCACCACAACCUUCUUGAGAAGACGAAGUUCUCUCAAGAACAUUUCAGCUCUCGAGACCUCUGAUGGUGCCGUUAACGUGGAGGUCGAUGAUGAUGACGACGAGGAAGAAGAAGAAGCUUGUGAGCUAGUUAACGGAACAGAAGUGUCCGUUGACGGUGUUGAAGGUUAUCUUUUAACGGCGGUAAAGAACAAUAACGGAACUGGAUUGCUUCUGCUCUCUGAUGUCUUUGGUUUUCAAGAUUCAGCUACACGUGAUUUCGCGUAUCGUGUUGCUUGCAAUGGCUACAAUGUUCUUGUCCCGGACCUGUUUCGUGGAGAUCCAUGGUCGAAACACCGACCAAAGUCCGAAUACGAGGAAUGGAGAAGAAGACAAGACCCGAACCGUAUCAGACAAGACACAACUAGCUUUACUAAAUGGAUGGUUGAGGAGUUUGCAGCUGCUGGCAUCUCCAAGAAGUUAGGAGUGAUGGGGUUCUGUUUUGGCGGUGGGAGAGUGGUUGACGUGUUAGCCACGGAUGAGAACGGUUACUUUAGUACUGGUGUUUCGUUCUACGGUACGAGGAUAGAUUCCGCGGUGGCCGGAGAUGUGAAAGUGCCGGUUUUGUUUAUUGCCGGAGAUAGAGACCCGCUUUGUGAAGUGAAGGGUUUGUAUGAAGUUGAGGAGAAGAUUGGUGAAGGGUCAAAGGUUGUUGUGUAUGAAGGAAGAGGUCACGGCUUUGUUCACCGGCCGGAGACAGCGGAAGAUGACCGAGACGCCGAGGAAGCGUUUGCUCUCAUGAGGAAUUGGUUACAUCAUCAUUUGAUUUAAAUCUCUUUUGUACAUCCAAAGUUACAAUUAAAAUUGGAUUUUAGUAUAUAAAAGUUAGUUAAUAAGAUAACUAAUGAAGAGGUUUUGGAGCAAACA
Messenger RNA from Capsella rubella, 1056 nucleotides. Its product is annotated as carboxymethylenebutenolidase homolog. NCBI's taxonomy places the organism in Eukaryota, Viridiplantae, Streptophyta, Magnoliopsida, Brassicales, Brassicaceae. The coding region runs from base 1 to 960 and encodes 319 amino acids. The transcript has 2 exons. The record is from RefSeq and is a predicted model, not a curated record. Gene Ontology annotation, molecular function: hydrolase activity.